Messenger RNA from Haliaeetus leucocephalus (bald eagle), 1618 nucleotides. Its product is annotated as deoxyribodipyrimidine photo-lyase-like. Bases 107 to 1618 code for a protein of 503 amino acids. NCBI's taxonomy places the organism in Eukaryota, Metazoa, Chordata, Aves, Accipitriformes, Accipitridae. Gene Ontology annotation, molecular function: deoxyribodipyrimidine photo-lyase activity. The record is from RefSeq and is a predicted model, not a curated record. Gene Ontology annotation, biological process: photoreactive repair. The transcript has 10 exons.
CCCUUAAACCACGCCUCCGACUUGUGUAACACCCGGAGGCCCGCGUGGCUGCCAGCGGCCAAGAGCAACCACGCUGCUCCGGGCGCUGGCCCGGGCAGUCCUAAGGAUGCGGCGGGGGCAAGGGAAGCGAAAGGCCGAGGUGAGGGAGCUGCCACGCGUGUCUCGGAGGAGGAAGGAGGAAGAGGAGGAGGCGGUGCAGGAGGCCCGGCGGAGGGCGGCCCCGUCCGUGCGAGAGUUCAAGUACAACAAAAAGCGGGUUCGCCUCGUCUCGCAGGGCUCGGACCUGAAGGCUGAUGCUCGGUGCAUCCUUUACUGGAUGUCCCGGGACCAGCGGGUGCAAGAUAACUGGGCUUUCCUCUAUGCCCAGCGCCUGGCACUCAAACAGGAGCUGCCUCUGCACAUCUGCUUCUGCCUGGUGCCCAAAUUCCUGGAUGCCACUAUCCGCCACUAUGGUUUCAUGCUGAGGGGCUUGCAGGAGGUGGCUGAGGAGUGCGGAGAGCUGAACAUCCCCUUCCACUUGCUGCUGGGCUACCCCAAGGACGUGCUGCCCACAUUCGUGGUGGAGCAUGGAGUGGGCGGGCUGGUGACAGACUUCUGCCCCCUCCGCCUCCCCCGGCAGUGGGUGGAGGACGUCAGGGAGUGGUUGCCAGAAGACGUGCCGUUUGCGCAGGUUGAUGCCCACAACAUCGUGCCCUGCUGGGUUGCCUCCCCCAAGCAGGAGUACAGUGCCAGGACCAUCCGGGGCAAGAUCCAUGCUCAGCUCCCCGAGUUCCUCACCGAGUUCCCCCCUGUCAUUCGUCACCCAUAUCCCCCCUCCUGCCCGGCAGAGCCCAUUGCUUGGGAGGCCUGUUAUUCCAGCUUGCAGGUGGACCGCACCGUGAAGGAGGUGGAAUGGGCGACCCCCGGCACGGCUGCGGGGCUGGCUAUGCUGCAGUCCUUCAUUGCAGAGCGGCUGAAAUCCUUUGGGUCCCACCGGAACGACCCCAACAAGGCAGCGCUCAGCAACCUCUCCCCGUGGUUCCACUUUGGCCAAGUUUCCACCCAGCGAGCCAUCCUGGAGGUACAGAAGCACCGGGGCAAGUACAAGGAGUCGGUGGACGCAUUUGUGGAGGAGGCCGUGGUACGGCGGGAGCUGGCUGAAAACUUUUGCUACUACAAUGAGAACUAUGACAGCGUGCAAGGUGCUUACGACUGGGCACAAACCACCCUGAAGCUCCACGCCAAAGACAAGAGGCCUUUUCUCUACAAGCUGCAGGAGCUGGAGCAGGGGACCACACAUGACCCGCUCUGGAAUGCUGCCCAGCUCCAAAUGGUCCGGGAGGGCAAGAUGCACGGCUUCCUGCGGAUGUACUGGGCCAAGAAGAUCCUGGAGUGGACCCACUCCCCUGAGGAGGCCCUGCAGUUUGCCAUCUACCUCAACGACCGUUACGAGCUGGACGGGAGGGAUCCCAACGGAUACGUAGGCUGCCUUUGGUCUAUAUGCGGCAUACACGACCAGGGCUGGGCAGAGCGGGCCAUCUUCGGGAAGAUCCGCUACAUGAACUACGCCGGCUGCAAGCGCAAGUUCGACGUGGGCCAGUUCGAGCGUCGCUACGCCCCCCGCACGCUCUCCCAGUGA